CAGAGUUCUGCCACAGAGGACACGCCUCCUUUUCUGUCUCACUCAGCAGGUAUUGAAAUCUACCGUCUCGUUCAACAUCUGCUUUUCAACGUUCGUUUUUACAGCAGACUUGAAUAGAAUCUCCUGUUAUUGGUCUCCUCCUGCUGAUCCAGACCGUAUCCUUGAAUUGAGGUAUUUAACAGAGAAGAGUGUUCGUUCUCACUCACAACUCAACAUCUUGCAAAGGAAGACUGAGGCUCUAGGAUUUAUCUCACCCCAGAGAAAGAUAAGGUUUCAUCUAAUCUCAACUCCACCAUGAAGACUCUUUCUUGGUUGGGAUUGACCCUUUUGACUUUGGCCCAUGCAUUCUACCUUCCAGCUACUGACGACUCUCUUGUGAAUACACCACCACCAACACCAGCAGAUUAUGGCCUGGGCUGGCUACAUGGAUCUGACCUUCCAGCUACUGACGACUCUCUUGUGAGUACACCACCACCAACACCAGCAGAUUAUGGCCUGGACUGGCUACAUGGAACUGACCACCAUAAUCCUUUUGGCUUCACUUGCCCUGAAGGAUGGACAAUGCACAGCACUCAGUGUCUCCUGUUUGUUGCCCAGAAUAUGACCUGGGUUGAGGCCAGGGACAACUGUGCGUAUAAAGGUCAAGGUUCACUUGCUGCUGUAUAUGAUUCUACACAAGUUGACGAGAUUUGUGAGGAGAUGAAAAAAGCCGGACUUCAUGGUGGACAAGUUUGGGUUGGAGGCAGCAAAACUUCAGAGGAUCCUGAUUGGUCCUGGGAUUAUUCUAUCAUGGAUCAAUUUGCUGAGUUCUGCAGUGGAGAACCUGCCGAUGACGAGAACUGUUUGCAGAUAACUUUUAACGAGAAGAACUCAGGGUGCCUGGAAGCCCAGCGGUGUGACAUGCAGCUCCCCUCAGUCUGUGCGAUCCUCCUCUAUUAGUCUAGAAAGACCAAUGAAUCUUCAGCAGAGAUUAGUUAAGGCAUCUUUUGACAGUUGGUCACUCAUUCCUUUGUUUUCCCUUCAUGUUUAUGCUGUGUGGCUUUAGGGACCAAAAAAGUACAAACAAUUUACUGAAACAAUGUUGUAUUAUUUUGUUUCCUUUUUUUUGGUCCCUUAACUUUUAACAACAGAUACCUUUUUAUUUUUAAGUCUUUAGAAAGUCUACGAUUACUAUUAAUAUUUCAUCCCAAUAAAAUCUUUAUCAUUGCAUUAAAAUCAUCUUUCUGCAUUAAAAGAUUAGUGGGAUGUCUGUUUAUUAAAGUGAAACAUACAAAAGACAAAACAUUGUAUGGGUGUGAAGUGGCGAAGAAACAUGCAUGAUAUUUUAAGGGGACCAGCUCGACAUUGUAACUCUCUCUGCAAUUUGUAAUUCUAAAAUAAAAUAUUACAAAAUAGUA
Molecule: messenger RNA, 1397 nt
Organism: Cyprinodon tularosa
Lineage: Eukaryota; Metazoa; Chordata; Actinopteri; Cyprinodontiformes; Cyprinodontidae
Product: type-2 ice-structuring protein-like
Exons: 11
Coding region: 295-939 (214 amino acids)
Source: RefSeq, a predicted model, not a curated record